Molecule: messenger RNA, 3559 nt
Organism: Ixodes scapularis (black-legged tick)
Lineage: Eukaryota; Metazoa; Arthropoda; Arachnida; Ixodida; Ixodidae
Product: endoplasmic reticulum metallopeptidase 1
Exons: 14
Coding region: 14-2812 (932 amino acids)
Biological process (GO): proteolysis
Molecular function (GO): metalloexopeptidase activity
Source: RefSeq, a predicted model, not a curated record
GUGCCCGUCGAAGAUGGCGGGCGGCACGCGAGACGGUUCGUUACGGUUCCGCCAAAAGAGCACCAACGGCGUGCACAACUCCGCGUGGAACGGCGUCGUCGAAGACGGAACCCCUUUACAGAACGAUCAACGACAAAACCGAAUGCGAGCCAACCGGCUAGGAGGCGCCUUCUACGCGUGCACGCUCGCACUCUACCUCGCCGCAGCGAUCGUCGUCGACCGCUGCGAGAACUCGCUCCCGGAUGUUGUGGGGUCCGUGCCCGGCGUCCUGAACGACGGGCGAACUUUCGUCGGAUCCCGGGCUCGGAGUCGACUCGCCGAACUCGUCUCGCUAGGCCCGCGAUCGGUGGGAAGCUACGAGAACGAAGUGGCCGCCGUGGAUUACCUUCUCAAGCAGCUGGAACACAUCAGGGAUCGGGCGCGUCCCGCGCACCGCAUCGAACUCGCCGUCCAGCGACCCAACGGUUCCUUCUUCCUGGGGUUCAUCGACGGGUUCACGUCCACGUACCGGAACAUUCAGAACGUGAUUGCGCGCAUCGCGCCGCGGGAAUCGCAGCCGGCGGCCGAUAAAAGGCAUUCCUUGCUCGUCAACUGUCAUUUCGACACGGCACCGGGAAGCCCGGGGGCCAGCGACGAUGCGAUCAACUGUGCCAUCAUGCUGGAAAUCCUGCAAGUUUUGUCGCAGCGGCCGGACGCCCUACGGCACCCCGUCAUUUUCCUGUUCAACGGUGCGGAGGAAAACAUUCUCCAGGGAGCUCAUGGCUUCAUCACUCAACAUCCCUGGGCCAAGGAAGUGGCUGCCUUCGUCAACUUGGAAGCGUGUGGGGCUGGUGGAAAGGAACUGCUCUUUCAAGCCAGCAAUAGUCACCCAUGGCUGGUGCGAUCAUAUGUGGAGGGGGCGGUGCGGCCAUUCGCUUCCAUCAUCGCGGAGGAGGUAUUUCAGAGUGGGCUGAUUCCAUCAGACACGGACUUCCGGAUAUUCCGGGAUUUCGGGGGUUUGCCAGGUCUUGACUUCGCAUUUGCCAAGAACGGCCAUGUCUAUCACACGAAGUACGACAACCUUGAUUAUGUGCCUGGUGGAUCCAUUCAGCAUGCUGGAGACAAUAUCCUGGGGCUCCUGCUCAAGAUCCUGGAAGCUCCUGAGCUGGAGCUCGGCGGGGUGCAGUCCAUGGACGGGACGCACCAGGACAGCAGAGACGGAAUGGUCUACUUUGACUUCCUGGGCUUCUUCAUGGUCACCUACACCUACUCGGUGGGCAACUUGCUGGUCAAGCUGGUGGUCCUGGUCUCUCUGGUCUCUAUGGCGUGGCGCAUAAAGUCCUCCUCCGCGGGACGUCAUCUCUAUCACCGUGAGCUGGCGCUCCAGGUGUGGGGCCGGGUGCUGGCGCUGGUGGUGAUCCUGUCCAGCUGGGGGCUGGGCAUGCUGGCCUCUGCGCUGGUGGCUCACCUGCUCACCCUGCUGGGCAGUACCAUGGCCUGGUAUGCCACGCCCUACCUGGUGGUGGGGCUCUACUACUCUACCACCGUGGCCACGUUGAUCAGCGUACACUGGGGCAUUGCGACGCUGCGACGCAGGAGUAAGGCGGGAAUGGGAGCGAAGAUCAUAGGGGACCCGACUGAGCACGAGGACGACUGGUCGGUUCUGGAACGCUACCUGGACGCCACUCAGCUCCUCUGGAUGGUCGUCUCGUGCUGGCUCAUGUCGACGGGUGUCCAGAGCUGCUACCUCAACAUCUCCUGGCUGGCCAUCACGGGCGUCGCCAUGUCCGUGCUCUCGCGCUGGGUCCUCAACUUCGGCAGGAGAGGACAACAUGGCAGACUGCUGGCAGUGGUGCUUGGCUCCCACGUCCUGCCCCUACUCAUGGCCGUCUACUUCUGCAUCAACCUGCACAUGGCCAUCAUGCCCAUCAUGGGCCGUGUGGGCACGCUCGACAACCCCGAGGUGUCGGUGGCUGUCAUUUCCGGUUUCCUGGCCAUUGCCAUCACCUCCUUCAUGGCACCCCUGAUUCAAGUGUCGCGAAACGGUCGGCUGCCCGUGAUUUUCCUGGCUGCCCUCUCUGCCCUCUCAAUCCUGUUUGCCGUCAGCCCCCUGGGAUUCCCUUUCUCUGCAGCGCCUGGAUCUGCCUGCCCACAGAGGAUGCUCAUUUUUAAUGUGGAGCGUACAUUUCACAACCAGCAGAUGAAGCAAACCCACAGCGACACGGGUAUUUGGGUGGUUCCGCUGGACUUCAACGGACCACGGAGCGUGCGGGCUCACAUGUCCAAGGGACGUAAGGUGCAUCAUGUAGACUGCAGUCAGCACGUCUACUGCGGCAUGCCUUACUACUUCCCCGUCAUCUCCAAACUCAGGGAGAGCUACUACAUUGAAGCCGCCGGUCCCAUCUUUCACGCCAAAAGGAAAUUCGAGCUCAUCUCUCAGAAAAUGGUUCUGCCCAACGUGCGGAGGCUCAACCUUAGGCUUUCAGGCCCCAGCCACAUGGCACUGGUGAUGUCGCCCCGGGACGGGGUGGAGUUGCGUGGGUGGUCCUUCACAGCGGGCGUCGCCACGAAGGGUGUCUCCUGGCAAGGAAGACCGACAUACUUCGUCUAUUUUUCCCAGGGAAAGGACGAAGGACCCUGGGACUUUUGGCUUGAGCUAUCGCUUCCCCCAAACCACCCGACCUCAGAGCCAGUUUUGGACAUAGCCUUCCACACACACCUGAUGCAACAGUCCGAGCAUCGCCAGCCAGAGUUCCUUCGUUUUCUUGACGAACUUCCAGACUGGAUCCACGGCACUGCCUGGUCUUCAAGCGUGGACCUGUUCGUAUUCUGAGUGCCUGUUAACGCAAAAGAGGCGGCAGAUUGCUCGCAGAUGGCGACACACGCAGACGUUCCUGCCAUUGUUGCUCGAUUUUUGUAUUUUCGGUAGAGCCGGUGUUGAGCCAGACUCGGCCACGGUAGCAGUUCUGCCGCUGGAAACAGUCUUGUCCGGAAAAUUGCUCUAGACUAGCUGUUGCUUUCUGUUUCAACCAUUAUUUCCUGCUUCCUCGAACCGACAUUCCUUUGAUGUUUCUCUCAUUUUCAGGAAUUUUCAAAAUGGGGGGUUUUGUUAGCUCGUUUCCUCUUUUUCGUUGUGUUGCGGGGUUUAUCGUUUUGUUUUUAUAAAUGAGUGUACGUGCGUGUGUGCAGGUUUCUAGUAACUUUCAUUUGGAUUUUGACAAGCAUAAUGCUAAAGUUUUAAGUACCUGCAUAACCAGGUUCGCCCAGUGCCGACGGCAUGUUGUCAUGUGCAUGGCAACAGCAUUUACAUUGUGCGCGACCGUAGUGCCGAGACAGUGCAUCAGUGGCUUGCUCACUUAUGUAUGUGAAUGACCGAGUGACGUGCGUCUGCCCUUGCAAACGCCCUUUGAAUGAACAACAUAAUCAAGCGACGCAAUUCAUAUCAUUUGUACGGCUUACGCUAAUGCAGCUGCUUUUCUCAGUCUCGCAAGCCGCUUGGAUGAGAGCUUUUCUUUCUAAAUGUAUUUGAGGCUAGGAUGGGUCGACCGCCGUUCAGAGCUCGUAUGGGGCGGCUUGCGUU